Pimephales promelas (fathead minnow) is the source of this 1200-nucleotide messenger RNA. The record is from RefSeq and is a predicted model, not a curated record. NCBI's taxonomy places the organism in Eukaryota, Metazoa, Chordata, Actinopteri, Cypriniformes, Leuciscidae.
UGAGAAGUGUGGAGACCUGGACUGCGGCCUGUCCUCGUUGCCUCCGACAGAAGCCUGGACCUGGGUUAAGAGCCCCCCUGGUGCCGAUCCCUACGUCCUACCCCUUUGAGGUAUUGGGAAUAGACUAUUUGUCAUUGGGAAGACCAGGGGACCCUUUCCCCUAUAUAUUGGUCAUGACUGACCUCUUCUCCAAGUAUGCCUUUGCAGUUCCAACAAAAGAGCAGUCCGCGACCACGACAGCCAAAGCCCUGUACAGUGCUGUGAUUCAGGUGGUGGGGUGCCCAGAAAGAAUUCUCUCUGACCGUGGGGGUGCUUUCCAGUCAGCGUUCUCUUUCAGAAGCUGAUCAGAACCACUGGCCACAGAGUCUCCCUGCAUUGCUACAGGCUUAUAAUAACACCACCCAUAGUUCCACUGGUAUGACCCCACAUUUCAUCGUAUUUGGCCGGCAUGCGCGCCUCCCAGUGGACUGGGUCGUAACUUCAUCCCCUCCCAAUUUAAGAUAUUCCCUGUCGGAUUGGGUGAAGCAACACUAUAGAACUCUGACACAAGCCUACAACGUGGUAAAGGCGAAUGUUCAGAGGCAACAACAGAAGGACCAGCGAAGGUACGAUCGACGGGCCAAGGUGGACUCACUUCUGCCAGGGGAACGUGUCCUCCCAAGGAAUUUUCGCAGACGUGCAAAGGGCAAGCUGGCACCGCGUUGGGGCCCGGAUGUCUGGGUGGUGGUAGCCCGACCUCGAGCGGAUCGACCCGUUUAUGUAAUCUGUCCAGAAGGCCAUGAAGGCCCCACUAAGACCAUCCACCGCAAUAAUCUGCGCUGUUGCCCAGUGAACAUAUCCAGAGAGGAUCCUUUGGAAGGGGAACCAUCUAUAAGCCAACCACAGCCCAUGUCCUGGUAUCCGGUCAUAGCCGCUCCACUCGUCCAUCAGCACCAGCUAACUGGUCAUACCUCCACCACCACUUCAGUCGUACCGAACCCAGAGGGAGGUCUGUUGUCUGCAGCUAGUGGAGUAGACCUAACGACACAGACCCCAAGCCCGUCAACCGAAGAGCCGACGGGCGAACUGGAACACCGAGCACCGCCUGAAACCGUGUCCUGUCUGCCAAGCCUCCCUAUGAUGAGUCCAACGGGUGGGGCAGUAAGGCGGUCACAAAGAUCCACCCGGGGGCAGCCCCCAACCAGGUACAGGAACAUAUAG